Messenger RNA from Poecilia latipinna (sailfin molly), 2280 nucleotides. Its product is annotated as atrial natriuretic peptide receptor 1-like. The record is from RefSeq and is a predicted model, not a curated record. The transcript has 2 exons. Gene Ontology annotation, cellular component: membrane. NCBI's taxonomy places the organism in Eukaryota, Metazoa, Chordata, Actinopteri, Cyprinodontiformes, Poeciliidae. Bases 1166 to 2149 code for a protein of 327 amino acids. Gene Ontology annotation, molecular function: peptide hormone binding; natriuretic peptide receptor activity. Gene Ontology annotation, biological process: signal transduction.
ACCUGUUGCCUGUCUGCAGCUGCUGCAUCAGAACCACCUUAGGCCCAGUUCAGCAGAACCUUCUGCUGUUGGGAAUCCAAACAGGUUCUUCUGGAAAUUCAGAAAAUUUCAGCGCUCCUCUUCCUCAUCUGAGGAAGGAUGAAGCUCCUUCUGUCCGCCUGCAGCUGGACCAGAACCAGGACCAGGUUCUAGUUCCAACUGGUUUCAGCUUCCUGGGAUGAGGAAGUGAUGCGGUGGUGACUUCCUGUAAAUCAGCUGGUCUGUCCAGGUCUACGUCCCGGAGCUGAUGUUCUGAUCCAGUCAAAGUUCUCCCGGCUGAGGCCCGGUUCUGCGUUUGGAACCGGCCUGACCAGGGAGUAAUUUCAGAACCCCGAGGUUCGAGCUGGCAUGAAGCAGGAGGAACAAACUGGGUCAGAAAAAUCCUGAUUGCUGAGGGUUUCAUGUUGGUCUUCAUUGUUCAAAAGUUCUGAAAAGUUCUGGCUGCUGGAUCCAUCCAUCCUCUGGUCCUGCUGCUGAGUUCCUGGUUCUGCCCAGCAGGGGGAGCUCUUCCCCCCCAUGGAGGUCAGGGCAGCUGCUGCUGCUGAUCCGCCCUUCCGGAGUCACCGACUCCCUCUCUCUCUCUUUCCUCCCUCUCUCUCUCCCUCUCCUUCCUCUUUCUCUCUCUCUCUCCCCUGCUCUCUUUCGCCUCCUCCCUUCGGUCAGUCCAGCAGCUUUUCCUCCUCUAGCGGCAGCUCCUCCAUCUGUUGCCGUGUGCGGACCGUGCACGCUGCGGAGCCCCAGUGACUGACAGGUGAACUCACCUGAGAAAGACGGAAGUCUCCUGCAGGAUCUUCUCUGGAUACUUUGUCAGUUUUUCUGUUGAUCAGGAUGAAAAGAGUCGAGAGCAGCUCAGGUAGGAACAGGUGUUCAGCGCGUUGUGGAACCGGGCGGUACGGAGCCAAACAACACCCGCCUGAACCGAGGCAGGGAGGAUUUCCUGACUCAGCCCAGGAACGUUCAAGAGUUCAGACGGGUUCAAAUUGAACCGGUUCACGUUCAUAGUUCCGUUGGGUCGUUGGUUUUGUUGGGUCAAUUCUGGGUUGACCCAACAUCGUUGAUCACAGUGUUUGGUUCUCUGCAGAUUCUGAUUGACCCAAUCUGGACCAAGACCACCCACUACGCAGAGAUGUUCUGGAGGAAGGAGGCCGGGACUCUUCUGAUGGUUCUGCUGGUUCUGUUGGACCCGUCCGCCGGGCAUGAGCCUCAGCGGCCCGGGUCGAGGCGGCGCCACGCCAGGGACCAGGAGAGACGGCGCCCGUGGCAGAAUAUCACGCUGGCAGUGAUCCUCCCUCAGAACGCCCGGUACCCCUGGGCCUGGCCUCGGGUUGGACCCGCGGUGGAGCGGGCCGUCAGAACCAUCAACUCUGACCCGACCCUGCUACCUGACCACCGCCUCAGCUACGUGUUCAACAGCAGCGAGGACAGCAACGGGAUCUGCUCCGAGUCGGUGGCUUCGCUGGCGGCAGUGGACCUGAAGCUGGCCCACGACCCGUGGGCGUUCAUCGGCCCCGGCUGCUCCUACGCCGCCGCGCCGGUCGGCCUGUUCACCGCCCACUGGGAUGUCCCCAUGAUCACGGCCGGGGCCACGGCCGUGGCGUUCUACAACGGCGUCUACCCCUCCAUCACCAACACGGGCCCCACCCACAAGAAGCUGGGCCGGUUCGGCCUGCGGGUCUGCCUGGAGUCCGAGUGGAGGGAACACGUGGCACUGGUGUUCAGCGACCACAAGUACGAUGACCGGCCAUGCUACUUCGCCAUCGAAGGUCUGUACGAGGAGCUGAAGGCGUUCAACAUCAGCACCCAUCACAGUGUGUUCGAGGAGAAGGAGAUCAACUACGCGCAGAUCCUCGCCGACAUCCAGAACAGCGGCCGCGUGAUGUUCGUCUGCUGCUCUGCUGACGUCUUCAGGAAGUUGCUGGUCCACUUCUGGCGGGCCGACCUUCCUCACAACGAGUACGUCUUCCUCUUCAUCGACCUGUUCGCCGACAGCCUGGGCUCCGGAGGCCGGUCGCCGUGGGAACGAGGCGACGAAGACGAUGCCACCGCCAAGGAGGCCUUCCAGGUAAGAGCCGCUCUCCACCAAUCAGCAGGAGGCCAGACUUUCACCUAAUGAGAGGAACCUGGAGACGUUCUCCUGCUGGCUGUCAGUCGGAACCGGGCCGGGCGGAACCAGCUGAAACUGGAACCAAGGAAAAAUGGAUUGUUCUGGUCCAGUUGGUGCAGUUCCAUGAGAAACCAUCA